AUGAGAGACCUGGUCGUCUUGCUGUGUUUUCUGCCAGCUGCCCUGGCUUUUAGGUUUCAUGAGGUGUUGAACCAGCAGCCCAAAUCAAUCUUCUCUUCUCUCCCCUCAGACUGCAGCCUACCAAGCGUCCGCGGAGAGUGCGACGGCUCUUACACCCAUUACUUCUACAACAGGGAGACAGAGUCUUGUGAGCCAUUUACUUACUCAGGUUGUGACGGGAAUAGAAACAACUUCCGCAGCUUCUCCGAGUGUCGAGCAGCGUGCGUGUGCACUCUAGGAGCAGAACGUGAAAGGGCCGACGGACAGUGUACCAGGCAGUAUUACUACGAUGUCACUGAUGGUAAAUGCAGACGAUACCGUUAUAGAAGUUGCAACACUAGGGCUAACCGUUUCAAAAAAGAACAAUUCUGUGAAAGGUCGUGUCCGACUGCACGCUGCUAUCUGGGGAUGGACAGAGGAAGCACACUCUGCGGACAGCCUGACGUCCGUUACUUCUACAACAGAACGGCCGAACAGUGCCAGAAAUUUAGAUACUCCGGCUGCGUGGGUAACCUGAACAACUUCGGGACAUUGGAGGAUUGUGACAAUAGCUGCACCGAACCCAUCAGGAAAAGUGUAGGCCAGACCACGCCACACCCAGACUGCUUCCUUCCCAAAUCAAAACCUGUUUGCAAACAAACAAUUAAAAGGUUUUAUUUCAAUACUGAGACGGGUGAAUGCGAGUCAUUCAUCUACGGAGGUUGCCAUGGUAACGGGAACAAUUACAACAGUUUGGAGAAGUGUAGAAAGGUAUGCAUGCCACCACAACCGCGAGACUAGACGCGCGCGAUGGGGUUGCCUUUGUUGGGUAAGAGAUGUAGAAGCGUACACUCUAAUAGAGAUGCGUGCACAUAAUAUUCUCUUUUGUCUGUAGUUUGUCUUUUGAUUUUACGCUAGCGUUACUGAACCUCUGGUGGAAGAAAUACAUAGGUCCAUCGAUACCUCGAGAAAGGGAAGAAAGAUUGCCACAAAAUCUCCACUCACCAACCUGGCUGAAAGAAUUCAACAAGAAAGUCACAUAUAAUCAUCAGGAAGCCAUAGGAAGGAAAAGAUUAACAAUGAAGUGUCCCAUACGUCGAUUUUAUUAAGAUCUCAGAGAGUUGGCAAAUUAUGUAUUAAAUAAUAAGAUCACUAGAGCAGAAUGAGCAAAAAAUAAGUUUAGUUAUAAUAUGCAGUUUGCUACAGUUAUCUUUUUCUUCCUGGGAAACAUUCUAGUGUUGAAAAAAUUGCUCCUAUAUCGUUCUGUUUUAAUCUCAAAUAAACAUAGUAUUUUUUGUUCUA
This is a messenger RNA of Aplysia californica (California sea hare), 1320 nucleotides long. Its product is annotated as carboxypeptidase inhibitor SmCI-like. Bases 1 to 819 code for a protein of 272 amino acids. The transcript is spliced from 2 exons. Lineage: Eukaryota; Metazoa; Mollusca; Gastropoda; Aplysiida; Aplysiidae. Gene Ontology annotation, molecular function: serine-type endopeptidase inhibitor activity. The record is from RefSeq and is a predicted model, not a curated record.